This is a messenger RNA of Didymodactylos carnosus, 671 nucleotides long. NCBI's taxonomy places the organism in Eukaryota, Metazoa, Rotifera, Eurotatoria, Philodinida, Philodinidae. The record is from the annotation of a GenBank genome assembly.
AGGUAUUUUUUACUGUGGUCCCUCUUAUCUCCUCGUUGAGUGAUAUCAUCUACUGACGGUCCUGGGUAGACCUAGUUUCUAGAGUUUUCCCAUUAUUUAGACUCACCGAAGGAUAGGAGAGCUGACAUAUAUCUAAUAGUUCACCGGUAGCAACAAUACAUGUGGACUACAAAUUAGCCUUUGAUCAACUUUGGUUCAAAGGAUGUAUAGGCAAAUUAAAAAGACAAGGAAUUCCGAUUCCAUAUGUUAAUUGGAUACAUGCUUGGUUAAUAAAAAGGCGCGCUGUCAUUGAGAUCGCGGGUGUCAAAUCUAGGUGGUUUGAAAUAAUGAGAGGUGGUCCUCAAGGAUCCAGCUUUACUGCUACUCUAUUCAUCACCUACCACGCAGAUAUGGAAUAUUUCAUCCCAGAAGCAAUGUCCUUUUUGUUUGCCGACGAUUUAGCUGCUGUACUUGCUGGACAAAUUGGAAUUAAAUUUGCGCAACAGUGUAUAGAUCUUGAAAAAAGAUUACAUAUCUUCUUCGAACAAUUAGAAUUUUAUGCAGUAUUAACUGUACAAAAGGCAUGUUUUCAGCACGUGCAAUUAAUUACCCGAACUCAAUGCCUGAUAUCAGAUGUGAGAAAAAUGAGAUUGAAUGGGUCAAAGUAUUCAAAUACCUUGGCUAUUGGUUAA